Molecule: messenger RNA, 1450 nt
Organism: Octopus sinensis (East Asian common octopus)
Lineage: Eukaryota; Metazoa; Mollusca; Cephalopoda; Octopoda; Octopodidae
Product: zinc finger protein 430-like
Exons: 2
Coding region: 1-669 (222 amino acids)
Biological process (GO): regulation of transcription by RNA polymerase II
Molecular function (GO): DNA-binding transcription factor activity, RNA polymerase II-specific; RNA polymerase II cis-regulatory region sequence-specific DNA binding
Source: RefSeq, a predicted model, not a curated record
AUGGAGGUUUCAGAGGGUGGAUUUACACCAGUGGGAAAAAAACGUUCUCGUAGACCUUCCCCACCCACAUCCCCCACACAAAACAGAAAAAACACACCACAGACAACGAAAAAGAAAUCCUGCCCUACUGUCCCGGAAGAAAACCAAAAUUUAAUUUUAAUAGAAUAUGAUACAACGGACACGUACACUAAUGACAUCAUUGUACAGCAUAAAAAGACUAUAUUGUACCCCCUACUCCAAGAAUGGAAGAACAGAUGUGCAAUGUUAGACGAAUCCCUAUACCGAGAAUUAAGGGACAGGAAAAUUGUGGACUUGCCAAACUGUGAAGAGAGACAAGAAGGGGACGGAUCCACGUGUGGUGAGGGUCACUUGAAUAUGCACAAGCGUAUUCAUACAGGAGAGAAGCCAUAUCACUGCAACAUCUGUGGCAAAUCUUUCUCUGCCAGUAGGAACCUAACUACUCAUAAACGUAUUCAUACAGGAGAGACACCAUAUUCUUGUGAUAUCUGUGGUAAAUUAUUCUCUCAAAGUGACCACUUAACUGCUCACAAACGUUUCCAUACAGGAGAGAAGCCAUAUCAGUGCAACAUCUGUGGUAAAUCUUUCUCUGCCAGUUGUAACCUAACUAAACAAACAUAUUCAUACAGGAGAGACACCAUAUUCUUGUGAUAUCUGUGGUAAAACAUACUCUAAAAGUGGGUACUUAACUGUUCACAAACGUAUUCAUACAGGAGAGAAGCUGUAUCACUGCGACAUCUGUGGCAAGUCUUUCUCUCUCAGUAGGAACCUAACUACACAUAAGCGUAUUCAUACAGGAGAGAAGCCCUAUCAAUGUGAUGUCUGUGGUAAAUCAUUCUCCUACCAAAGUGCUUUCAUUUCUCACAAACAUUUCCAUACUGGAGAGAAGCUAUAUCCUUGUGAUACCUGUGGAAGGUCAUUCACUCAACGUGGCAACUUAACUUCUCACAAACGUGUUCAUCAGGGGAAGAAGCAAUCCCACUGAUAUUUGUGCUAAAUCAUAAUCUGUAAGGGGUGACUGAACCCUUUACCAUGCAGAUUAUUCUGUCGAAUGUGAGGGUUAUUUAUUCACAUUAUUUUCAAUUUGUCCUGCAUUAACCCACAGCUUUCAAAUUUUGAUGAUAUGAUUGUGUAUUUUCACAAUGACAUUGUAGGGUAGGUGUAAGAAGCCGACUCUGACUAGUUUGAUCAUAAAAUAGGUAGAAUAUUUGGGCCAGAUAUGGCUGGUUUAAAUUCUAAAGAGUGGACACUAGAUGUACCAACACUUCUUACUUCUCACAAGGACCAUAAGGGGCCAUUAUUGACUGCCAUUGAAAAUAUUUCAUCAUCAUCAUUUAACGUCCGUUUUCCAUGCUAGCAUGGGUUGGACAGUUCAACUGGGGUCUGGGAAGCCUGUAGGCUGCACCAGGCUCUUGUCUGAUCUGGCAGUGUU